Xenia sp. Carnegie-2017 is the source of this 2294-nucleotide messenger RNA. RefSeq names its product WD repeat-containing protein 3-like. The transcript has 27 exons. Gene Ontology annotation, biological process: maturation of SSU-rRNA. Lineage: Eukaryota; Metazoa; Cnidaria; Anthozoa; Malacalcyonacea; Xeniidae. Gene Ontology annotation, molecular function: protein binding; snoRNA binding. Gene Ontology annotation, cellular component: small-subunit processome; Pwp2p-containing subcomplex of 90S preribosome. The record is from RefSeq and is a predicted model, not a curated record. The coding region runs from base 81 to 2294 and encodes 737 amino acids.
AAAUAAUGAACAUCUUAAAACUUAUGCGACUGAGUCAUUUGUUAACACCAGCAGUAUACAGAAAUGCAUGUUUUUAGAAAAUGUGGUUAAUGAUUCAGCGCAUUAUACAGGUUUGGGGCUUUGUUGUCGUCAAGAAUGAAACAAGAUUAAUUACUGGUUGUGCUGAUAGUGAAUUGAGAGUUUGGAAAAUUCAGUACAAGGAUGAUAGAACAGAAAGACGCGAAGAAACGAGAAAACGAAAGACAGCAACGCAAUCUAGUCAGGAUGAUGUAGGGGAAAUAGAGGAAUGGCUUUCGUGUACAAUGAUUGGCUCUGUCAUGAGAAGCUCAACUGAUCGCGUACUGUCGCUGUAUUGCGAUCUUUCACGAACUUAUAUUGGUUGUCAUUACGUUAGAAAUGUUUCGUCUUGCAUCAGAAGACGAAAAAAAAAACGCUUGGCAAAAAGACGAAAAAAGAUUUUAAAGAAGCAAAGAUCUCAAGGAUUGGAAGCCGACGAGCUGACAAUUUCUGAAAACGUCUUAGCCACCGUCGAAGACGAGAUUAUAAAAUUACCCGAUGUUAAAGCGACCUCAAAGAUAAGGUCGUUUGACUUUGCAUUGAAUUCAAAUAAUGAUCUAAAGAUUUCAUUAUUACUACACAACAACAGCGUAGAGUUUCAUGUCUUCAGUGACGAAAAGAAAGAUUCGACUAAUAUACUUUCCAUAAAGACACCUGGUCAUCGUAGUGAUGUAAGGACUUUGUCAUUCAAUUCUGACGAUUCCUGCAUCCUCUCUGGCGCAGCUGAAAGUGUUAAAUUGUGGAACAGAUCGACUCAGAAAUGCAUCAGAACAAUGUCUUCUGGUUAUUGUCUAAGUGCGUUUUUUGUACCUGGUGACAGACACGUUGUUGUUGGUACUAAGGCUGGCAAACUCCAAAUAUUUGACGUUUCGUCUGGUUCAUUGCUUGAAACUGUGGACGCACACGAUGGUGCUAUUUGGUCGUUGUGUUUAGCUCCUGAUAAUACGCUAUUCGCCUCAGGAAGUGGUGACAAGGAUGUAAAAUUUUGGGAAUUUGAUUUGAUUACGGAUGAGAACUAUUCAACGACCAGUCAAAGAUUAAGUAUUUGUCAUGCACGAACAUUAAAGAUGAAUGAUGGCGUUAUGUGUGUAAAGUUCAGUCCAAAUCAAAAGUUUAUUGCCGUGGCUUUGCUUGAUUUUACAAUGAAGAUUUUCUUCACAUAUACAUUGAAGUUCUUCCUAUCCCUCUAUGGUCAUAAAUUACCUGUUGUUACCAUGGAUAUAUCAACGGAUAACGUUCUCCUCGUUUCUGGUGGCGUUGACAAGAACAUUAAGAUUUGGGGUUUGGAUUUUGGUGAUUGUCGAAAAUCAAUAUUCGCCCAUGAUGACAGUGUCAUGGCGGUGCAGUUCGUGCCAAAAACUCAUUAUUUCUUCAGUGCAAGUAAAGAUAAAACGAUAAAAUAUUGGGACGCUGACAGAUUUCUUCAUGAAGGUCAUCAUUCAGAAAUAUGGAGUCUUGCAAUAAGCCAUGACGGCGAGUCUGUUAUCAGUGGGUCACAUGAUAAAUCGUUAAGACUCUGGGAACGAACGGACGAACCGUUGUUUGUCGAGGAGGAGAGAGAAAUGGAGAGGGAAGCAGCUUACGAAGAAAGCGCCGUAACAGGAGUUGAAACAAUUAUUCCAGGUGAACAAGACACAGAAGCUGUUAAAGCUGGCAAGAAAACUAUCGAGACGAUCAAAGGAGCUGAAAGAAUCAUGGAGGCCAUUGAAUUGUAUAAGGAAGAAAGACAGAAAGAACUUGAACAUAAAGCGAGUCAAGUGACAAAAGACAAAACGCUUCCAAAGCGCGUCGUUCAUCCGAUUCUUUCUGCCUUUGGUAAUGUCAGUCCUGUGCAGUAUGUACUUCUAGUGGUGAAAAAAGUAAAGUCAAGCGAACUUGAAGAAUCAUUGCUUGUGUUACCGUUUGACUAUGUUAUUGAUGUACUGAAACUUCUUCUUGAGUGGAUUAAGAAUGGUUGGGAAACAGAGUUAAGUUGUCGAUGUCUGUUCUUUCUGCUGCGAAUACAUCACAACAAGAUCAUAUCCACUCCUAGACUACUGCCAGUAAUAGACUCUAUCAGAUCACAUUGUCGUAGCCGAGUUCGCGAAAUGAAGGAUACUGUUGGAUUCAAUUUUGCGGGACUACAGUUUAUUCAGAGACAGCUUGAGAAUCGUGACGUUACAUUCUUUGGUGAAACACGCAAAGAGACUGGGACAAAUACGAAAAAGAAGAAGACGAUUGUGAGGAAAUUUCGAUGA